UCAUCUUCAUUUCCUUUCAUUUGAUCUUCCAUUGCAAUCUCAUUUUGCUCUCCCGUUUGCAAUCACCUUCCUCGAUCCAUUUCCUUUCACUUCUUCCAUUACAAACCAGAAACACAUGGCUGCAGAGGCAGUUCUCUCUGCCUUCCUCCAAUCGUUGUUUGACGGAAUGGCAUCUCCCGAGUUCGCGGACUUCUUUCGGCAGCGCAAACUCAACGAAGGAGUCUUAGAGAAGCUGAAGAUAGCACUGUUGUCCGUGCAGAAACUGCGCGAGGACGCGGAGGACAAGCAACUUACAGAUCGUUCUGUGGGAGACUGGCUUCAUAAGCUGAAAGAUGUUGUCUAUGAUGCAGAAGACGUUUUGGACGAGAUAGCCACUGAAGCCUUGCAACGUAAGUUGGAUGCUCAAUUUCAAACCACUGCAGGGAAGGUACGAAACUCCAUCUCUACUUUUUUUAGUCAUUUUGUCAAGGAGAUAGAGCCAAAGAUAAAAGACAUACUUAACAUACUAGAAUAUCUAGAAAGUAAAAAGGAUGCUCUAGGUCUGAAAGAAGGUGUUGGAAGAGAAUCAUCAAAAAGAUUGCCCACGACUUCUUUGGUCGAAGAAUCUGGUAUUUUUGGCAGGGAUGAUGAUAAGGAAAAAAUAAUAAGUUUGAUACUUUCAAAUGAUGCAAUUGGCAAUGAAAAUCCAUGUGUGAUUCCCAUAGUCGGCAUGGGAGGAAUUGGCAAAACCACCCUUGCUCAGCUUGUAUACAAGGAUAAGAGUGUGAAGAAGCAUUUUGAUCUUCAAGCAUGGGUUUGUGUUUCGAAGGAGUUUGACGUGUUAAAGCUAACAAAAACAAUUCUGGAGGAAGUAGGCGGGUCUACUAAAGUUGAUAGUGAGAAUCUAAAUCUGCUUCAACUUGCACUAAACGAGAAAUUGAUGGGGAAUAAAUUUCUACUAGUUCUAGAUGAUGUUUGGAAUGAUAAUUAUGUUGAUUGGGAUGUGUUUCGCAAUCCAUUUAAAUCUGGGGUACCGGGAAGUAUGGUCAUUGUAACUACACGCAAUGAUAGUGUUGCAUCAAUCAUGCGCAGUGCUCCAACUCAUCGUCUAAAGACGUUACUAGAAGAUGAUUGUUGGUUACUAUUUACAAAACAUGCAUUCCACAAUGGUAACUCUGAUGCACGUUGUCCAGAGCUAAAAGUAAUAGGUAGACAAAUUGUGAAAAAGUGUCAAGGUCUACCUUUAUUGGCCAAGACAAUUGGGGGUCUCUUGCGAUUUAAACUAGAUGUUUAUGAAUGGGAAAGGAUAUUGAAGAGCGAAUUAUGGGAUUCGCCAACUAUCAAGACAAAUAUUCUUCCAGCUUUAAGUCUCAGUUACACAGAUCUUCCCUCACAUUUAAAGCAAUGCUUUGCCUACUGUUCAAUAUUUCCUAAGGAUAAUGGUAUACCCAAAUAUGAACUAGUCUCAUUAUGGAUGGCAGAAGGUUUCUUAAAAGAAACUAGAAACAAAACAAUGGAAGAGGUUGGUGAAGAUUACUUACAUGAAUUGACAUCAAGAUCAUUGUUGGAGCAAUCAAGUGGCAACAAAUCAAGUUUUGUAAUGCAUGAUCUUGUCAACGACUUAGCAAAAUAUGUAUCUGGACAAUUUACCUUUAGAUUGGGGGUUGACAAUUCCCAUGAAAUUGUGAACAAGACUCGCCACUUGUCAUAUAUUAGAGAACCAUUUGAUAACUUCAAGAAGUUUAAGGCUCUUUAUGUGGCUAGCCGAUUGCACACAUUCUUCCCCUUAAAUUUUCCACAAGUCUCUUUUGAGAUGUACUUAACUAAAAGUGUACCAUUUGAUUUAUUGUCAAAGCUAAGAUGUUUACGGGUGCUCUCUCUAUCUCGCUAUCGAAAUAUGACUGAGUUGCCUAAGUCAAUUGGUAAAAUUAAGCAUCUACGUUAUUUGGAUCUUUCUAAUACUUCAAUUAAAAGGUUGCCUGAUUCUAUAUGUAUGUUGUGCAAUUUGCAAACAUUGAAUUUAUCAGGUUGUAAAGAUCUUGCUGCAUUACCAAGAGAUAUGUGGAAACUCAUUAAUUUACGUCAUCUUGAUAUUGACGGAACUAGCAUAAAGGAGAUGCCAAUGCAGCUGGCUAGACUAAAAUGUCUACGAUCAUUAUCUAAAUUUAUCAUCAGCAAAGAUAGUGGGGCUUGCAUUGAAGAGUUGGGAAAACUUGCAAAUCUUCGAGGAAGGCUGUCUCUUUUAGAGUUGCAAAACGUUGUAUCUCAUACUGAUGCUUUGAAAGCAUGCUUGAAUGAUAGGAAGUACCUUGAGGAGUUGGUGUUGGAAUGGAAUGCAUUGGAUACUAAUAUUUCAGAAUGCCAAAGAUCUGUUCUUGACAACCUCCGGCCCCAUUGUAACUUGAAAAUACUAACUAUCAACAACUAUGGCGCCGAAAGUCUUCCGGAUUGGGUUGGGCAUCAUUCAUUCUCUAAUUUGGUGUCCCUUUGCCUAAAAAAUUGUAAACAUUGUUUCAACUUGCCACCACUUGGGCAGCUAUCCUCUUUGCAGGACCUCUCUAUCGUUGGGUUUGAAGGAGUUAUUAAAGUGAGUUAUGAGUUUUAUGGCAGCAAUUCUUCAUUAGAUAAGCCAUUUGGAACCUUGAAAUUUCUAAAGUUCGAGCAAAUGUUGAAGUGGGAGGAAUGGUCUUCUUUUGAUGCUGAAAACAAAGGUGAAGCAUUUUCUCAACUUAAAGCGCUUUAUAUUAUGGACUGCCCUAAGUUGACAGGACGGUUGCCCGUCCAUCUUCCUUCCUUAGCUAAACUAGAGAUUCGUGAAUGUCCGCGACUGGUGGAUUCACUUCCAAAGGCUCCUACUGCAUGCGAAUUGCAUCUAACACACUGUGAAGAGGUUCUAUUAAAGGAAUUGCCGGCUAGGUUGCGGAAGCUCAAUAUUGUAGGAUUUGACGCACUAGAGUCCCUUCCCGAGGGACUCGUGAACUCCGAAGAGAAUCUUCAAGUGUUAACAAUCUCACGCUGUAUGAAGUUAGAGCUCACUGCACAACUUAACUUUUCAUCCCUUGCAAGAUUGUGGUUGGACGACUGUGAUUCCCUCAAGUCAUUUCCAUUAGAUUUAUUCCCAAAGCUUAAUGCAAUCAAAAUCUAUGGGUGUAAGAAUAUGGAAUCAUUUACAAUUUCAGAACAACAUGGAUGUGAUUUAGUGACCUUGUUUAUUGACAUCCGUAAUUGCCCUAAUUUUGUGUCUUUUCCAAAAGGAGGAAUUCGUGCCCCCAAACUCAGAGUAUUUUCUAUUUCGAGUUGUACAAGUCUGAGGUCACUGCCUGAGAAGAUGCAUAUACUCCUGCCCUCUCUUAAGCAUUUUGAAAUAUUUGAUUGUCCAGAAGUUGAAUUGUUUCCCGAAGGGGGCUUUCCUUUCAAUCUGGAAGUUAUUGGUAUCAAGAAUUGUGAAAAACUCUUUGCCGGUCGGAUGAGAUGGGGUUUGCAAAAACUUUUGUCUGUUAAAACUAUGAAAAUCGGUGGCAAAUCUGAAGAUGUGAAGUCCUUUCCAGAGCCAGAGUUGCUGCCUUCUAGUCUGACCCGUCUUUCUUUCUGUGAAUUUCCAAAUAUGAAAUCUUUGGACAAUAAAGGACUUCAACACCUCACAUCUCUUGAAGAAUUGUGGAUCGAGGACUGCCCUAAGCUCAAGUACAUGCCAGAAGAGGGGUUGCCUGCGUCCCUUUCUACUAUAAAGAUCGAUGGAUGCCCUUUAAUGAAGAAGCAGUGGCUUAGCAAGAAAAGAAAAGGUCCUAACGUCGAUAACAUAUUGAUUGAUAAGGAAGAAUAUAUUGGAUGAGCCAAAAAGCCUCGCAAGAGUCCCAUUUUCCUUAUGACUCCAACUGUGGCUCUGUCGUGAUGCUCAUCUUUUGAAAAAGUGUUGUCUAUUCACAUGGCUGGUCAACAAGGGAGUCAUUCACCAAAUAAUUAGAAGUUUGAAGAGCUUGUUGGCGAUUACAAGAAAUAGAGGCAGGCAAAUAGAAUCCACGAUUAUGUGAGGCAUGAAUACCAGAAGAGCCUUCAUAAGAACCUUUUGACAUUAACUCUGUACCCAAGGAGAUUAAAGUCUCAGCCACUAGCAGAGAAGCUAAGCCUGAGUUUGCAUACUUUGGGAAGCUUUUCAAGAAACAGAAUACUGAGUGGAUGUUGUACAAGUGCACCAAUACAAUUCCAGAGCAAUUACUAGAACAAGUAAUGACUAUCUUAUUGAAAGCACAACUUCAUUUUACCAAUCCUACUUGAGAAUCCCUUUAUAGUUAUUUCUGCUUCCUGCCAGAUCACUGUUAUCGUGUAUGCUUCAGAAGCAGAUGAAUUCUCUCAAGUAUUAACAAAAAGCCUCUCAGAUCUCUCCCUCAUGACAGAUCUUUGUUUGGGUUCUUGUGAUUUUUUCUUUCUUUCUUUCUGGUAUAAGAAUUCUUGCAGUUUACAAAAUCCAAGGGAAAAAAAAAGACAGAAAAAUAGGUGAAAAGAUUUCUUCUCAUUAGUUGGGUCUUUGAGUUAAAAGAAAAUUGGAAGCCUGCUUUUGAAAUGAUGAUUCACCAAUAGAAGUCUUAUCUCACUCGUCUCCAAGAGGUGGAAGCUGAGCUUAUAGUCAGAUUCAUCUUUUUUACACAUUCACUGUCAAAGGUCAAGAGGCAUCUCAGCCCUCCAGGCUCCAGCUUGUUCAACAGCAUUUCCAGUACAUGGGUCCCCACAGAUGUUGGAUAUCCUCAUCGACAACCCAAAUACCAGAAAAUUGAUGGUGCUGAUCGAGACCCACUAAUUGGUCAUGUUGGCCGGUGACAUCCUUGGAUUGGCAUUUUGCUCAUUUGGUGGUUCUUCCUCAAAGAUGGCCCCAUGUUUUAAGGUGGUGAGCGUUCAAUGUGCAAACUUCAACCAAAUUUCUUCCUGCAGAGAGGAAAAUGGAAAACUUUCCUUGAAGCUUGUGAAGAUCAUGAGGGGGGUUUUCUUUUUCAAAUAAGAUAGUCGUAUGCAACUUUUCCUGAUUCUUUCCAAAGCGGUGGCCAAGUGCUCGUGAAAAUCAAAAUGUUACUGCUUUCGGUAUUUCACCAAUUUGGACGUUGGUGUGACUUGUGUCAUCAAGUCUAACACGGUUUGGUUUUUCCUUUUACUUUGGGGUUUUGGAGUCAUACACCAAUUCAAGUAGUAUUAGGAGAGAGAUCCAUCGACUUGUAGGCUUUAAUUAUAAAAGGUCUAGCUUUGGUUCCUUUGGCACAUGUGGAGUAAGGCGCUGCAGUGUUAUAGUGAGAGAGAAAGAAGGCGAGAGCACCAAAAGAAAGAGAGGAUUUUUUUUUUUUUUUUUUGUUAUUCUCAUUUUUGGAUAAAAGUGAGAAUUUGAUGUAUUGGGGCUAUGGGUUCUGAGUGAUUUUCUCUCUACUAUGUUUUGUACUCCAUCUUCAUAGUGAAUUUCUUCGUGAUUGUUUCCGCCAGUGGACGUACCUCAUAUCGAGGGAACCACUUAAA
This is a messenger RNA of Alnus glutinosa, 5475 nucleotides long. RefSeq names its product putative disease resistance protein At3g14460. The coding region runs from base 116 to 3811 and encodes 1231 amino acids. Gene Ontology annotation, molecular function: ADP binding; protein binding. Lineage: Eukaryota; Viridiplantae; Streptophyta; Magnoliopsida; Fagales; Betulaceae. Gene Ontology annotation, biological process: defense response to other organism. The transcript has 6 exons. The record is from RefSeq and is a predicted model, not a curated record.